AUGCACUCAGGCUCCAUGUCUCUUCUGGGCUAUCCUGGGAAUUGCAGUGGCACAUCCUACAGAACUCACUGCUAUAUUUCUGUUGCUCUUUGCUCCAGUGAUGUAAGCCCUACCUUUGGGCUUGCCUUACCCAGUAGCUACCAAGGAAAUCUCUGGCUCCUGGAUAACUGCCAAGAAACCCAUGAUGAAGCACCAAGCUGUGAAUCUCCCAACUGUGAGACCAAGAGCUGCACCACAAGUUGUGACCAAUCAAACUCAUCUGUGUCCUCCAACUCUCCAACAGUGGGCAAAAUAUGCAGUGCCUGUGAAACCACCAACACGGGACCCAGCCCCAGCUGCAACCCGUGCACUCAGACCAAGGGGUAUGUAUCCGAUUGCUGCACACCCAGCUGUACAUCCAAAGCCUUCCAAAGCCUCAGCAAUGGCUUCAAACGCUUUGGGCAACUUAACUGUUUAUCCAAGAGUUUCUGGCCCCUAAACAGCUACAGACUGGGUAGUUUGGGGUAUAGAAGCUACAAAAAUCUUGGCUUCAUACACAGUGGCUUCCCACCAUCAUGUUAUAUUACCAACAGCUGCCAAUCCCAAAGCUAUUUAAUAAGAAAUUGCCAAUACCUGUAUUAUUGGCCCAGGAGCUGCCAACCACUAAGCUAUUUUUCAAGAAACUUCUGGUCUCUGAGCUGUAUACCAAGUACCUUUCCUCCUGCGAGGUAUUUAUGUAGUGGCUGCAGAUCUCUAAAUUGCUAUUGA
This is a messenger RNA of Balaenoptera musculus (blue whale), 747 nucleotides long. RefSeq names its product keratin-associated protein 24-1. NCBI's taxonomy places the organism in Eukaryota, Metazoa, Chordata, Mammalia, Artiodactyla, Balaenopteridae. The record is from RefSeq and is a predicted model, not a curated record. Gene Ontology annotation, molecular function: structural molecule activity. Gene Ontology annotation, cellular component: keratin filament.